This is a messenger RNA of Diaporthe citri, 447 nucleotides long. RefSeq lists its product as uncharacterized. Gene Ontology annotation, biological process: DNA-templated transcription. Gene Ontology annotation, molecular function: DNA-directed RNA polymerase activity. The transcript is spliced from 2 exons. Gene Ontology annotation, cellular component: RNA polymerase II, core complex; RNA polymerase III complex; RNA polymerase I complex. Bases 1 to 447 code for a protein of 148 amino acids. The record is from RefSeq and is a predicted model, not a curated record. Lineage: Eukaryota; Fungi; Ascomycota; Sordariomycetes; Diaporthales; Diaporthaceae.
AUGGCCGAGCCUACCAGCGACGCGCUUCUCUUUGAGGAGCAGUUCGAGAUAACCAACGUCGACCACAAGAAGUACGACCGAGCAGCCCGCAUCACGGCCAGCUCCCUCGACCGCGCCACCAGCCUGGAACUUGACAUCAACACUGAACUCUUCCCUCUCACUGCAACCGAGAAUAUCGAAGUUGCACUGGCCACGACACUGAAUCUUGACGGCUCAAGGGAUGACGAGAAGACAUGGCGUGACGUUGCGAAGCCUGGGGCGCAGACGCUCGCCGACGGGUACAACUAUGUCUGCUACGGCAAGGUCUACAAGUUUGAGGACGGAAAAGCAGACAAGACUCUGAAAGCCUACGUCUCAUUCGGCGGGCUUCUCAUGGCUUUGGAGGGACCUGACAGCAAGCUCACACCUCUGCGCGUGGACAACGUCUACCUCCUCGUUAGGAAGUAA